Messenger RNA from Gracilinanus agilis (Agile Gracile Mouse Opossum), 2081 nucleotides. It is a transcript of the gene SNAPC2, whose product is annotated as small nuclear RNA activating complex polypeptide 2. The record is from RefSeq and is a predicted model, not a curated record. Gene Ontology annotation, molecular function: RNA polymerase II general transcription initiation factor activity. NCBI's taxonomy places the organism in Eukaryota, Metazoa, Chordata, Mammalia, Didelphimorphia, Didelphidae. The coding region runs from base 1 to 1083 and encodes 360 amino acids. Gene Ontology annotation, biological process: snRNA transcription. Gene Ontology annotation, cellular component: nuclear body. The transcript has 5 exons.
AUGAAGCCCCCACUUCGGCGGCGCGCUGCCCCUGCGCGGUACCGGGGGCUGGCUCCAGCCGCGGUCCGCACGGGAACGCUCUGGACCCCGCGGGAGAAACAGCAACUCCUUCGUUUACUGCAAGCACUAGACGGAGAGCCGGAACCAGCUGCUGCGGAGCUGAGGCAGGGGCUACCUCAUCGGAGCGAGGCUGAGAUCCAGGACUUUCUCCAGUUGCUGAAGCGUCGUGUGGCUCGGGAGGUCAUACAGCAGGAGCAUCGAUGCUGCCAGAAGGAGCAGAGGCUUCAUAAGACCCAAGUUCCAGCCCCCAUUGAGGUUUGGACAGAUCUGGCUGAAAAGGUGACCAGCCAGUUGGAAGAAGCAAUGACCACUGCCUUUUCCCAGAUCCUGACUAUUGCUGCAACAGAACCUGUGAGUCUGCUCCACUCCAUUCCAGAGAAGCCAACCAAAGCCAGUGAGAGACAACUUCUCUGCAAAGACUCAAACCCUCACGAAGAGCUCCCACCCGAAGCCCCAAAGCCCACACAAGAGACCAGUUGUGGAGUCUCUGGGACCUGCGACACAGAGGUCAAGACUAGCCACUCCGAAUGUAGCCCAGCCACAGCUACAAACAGAAACUUUGUCAUUGACUUUGAGAAGAUAUAUAAAUACCUGUCAAGUAUAUCCCGGAGUGGCAAAAGCCUUGAGCUUUCACCUGGGGAGUCUGCUGUACUCCUCGAUCUGCUCAUGUCCCUGCCUGAGGAGCUGAGCCACCUGCCCUGUGAAAAGCUGCAGACCCACAUGGCUGCUUCCUACAGGAAACUGGUUCGCCCUCAAGCGGGCUCAAGUCCAGGCCACAGUGACCCUGGGAAAGAGCCCUCAGCAGCAGAGGGUGAAGUUGGCACCUCAAGCAGUAAUAGCCCAGGAAGGAUAGAGAGCCCCUCUCCAGAGAGGCCUGCUGCUUCUGGUCCAAGUCUCCCCAGAGAUGCUGUGCCCUCUGCACAGCAACAGCUAUGGCAAGAGUUGGAGUUCUGCCCUCUGAACCCAUUCCUGAUUCCCUUGGAGCUUCUGUCCCGGGCAGCACCUCCUGAGGGCCUACACUGAAUAUCUGGGCUUAAGGAAGGGCGUUCGUGCGUGCGUGUCUGUCUGUCCAGAGUGGGUGUGUGUGUAGAGGUGGGUAUUGAAGGUGAGAGGAGGAUAGAAGAAAUGCUUAUUUCUGAAAUGGCAGUUCUGAGACUGGGCUUAGUUGAGCCCCUACUCACUGUCUGAUCUGAACAAAUAUCUAAGAAGUUGUGCUUAGGAGUAAGGUAAAGAGAAUUCAGAGUUCAGAAGGCUGGGAAUCCCAUCUAUUCCUUCCCUGGAUUUGAAGAGUUGGAUGUAUGUUAGAGAUUUCAGAGAGAUGGGUCUUGGGAGUUCUGGGGAAAGCACUUUGUAACACUUGAAGUACAAUUUAAGUGUGAUUUAAAACAAAAAGGAUUCAUUUGCUUAUUCAGCAAAUAUUUGUUGAGCAUCUAUUAUAUGCACGUACAUCUUCCUCUCUUCCUUUUCUCCACUCUGCUGGUGUGUGUAGCCGUAUGUCAGAAUACCCCAAUAUUUGCCACCUUCAAUAUGAUGAUUCCUUUCAGUUGUGUAUCAUUGUGAAAGUUGGAUUUCUGUUUCAGCCUUCUGCUUUGGUUGCUGAUGGGUGCAGUUGAGUUUAUUAAUCUCAAAAAAUGUGUCACUUAAAUUCAGAAGGAAUAUAAGGCAGGACUCUGGAUACUGGUUUUUAUUUUCAAAAUGUAAUUUUAAAAACUAAUAAAAUUAGAAGAAAUUCCUCAGCAUCAUUACAGAUGGUUGCAAAACUAUUAUCAUUCAUGUUGUGUCUUUUCAUUUUAAAAUGAAAUGAUUUACUUUGUCUAAUUGUUUAAUGAAUGCUAAUGUGCUUUCUCAGAAAUUUGUUUCAGUAGUAGUAAAUUCAAGCUCCCACCUUUCCUCGCCUGAUAAUUGACCAGUGCUGACUACACUCAUUAACUGUGUUAACACCAAGUUCAUUUUGCUUCAGUUAAUACCCCAAUUAAACAAAGAAUUUAAAGUUUUUGAAUUAAAAUCAGACAGCCUCUUCU